Molecule: messenger RNA, 765 nt
Organism: Haliotis rufescens (red abalone)
Lineage: Eukaryota; Metazoa; Mollusca; Gastropoda; Lepetellida; Haliotidae
Exons: 3
Coding region: 146-604 (152 amino acids)
Source: RefSeq, a predicted model, not a curated record
UUUAGCUGUAAAUAUUUACUCGAAUGACAAAGAACGACCCUGUGUGACACAAUAAGUACACAGGAGAUACUGGACGGCGGAAGAAGUUCCAGUGGCAACAUUGGACCAUGUGUUCUCAUUUAGUCUCAGUACUGGUUAUGUUUUGAUGACUAAAGCCUGUGUUAAACGUUGUCUUCUGUUUCGAACCUGUAUCAUCAGCGCGUGUAUCAAUAUUGUUGUUGCAGGCGCAACCGUCAUCAGAACGAACUGCAAUAACCUUCGUGUGUUUACCAAUUUAAUAACAGAUGGUAUAGAACUUAGUCUGAAGAACAGAACAGUUAUGUUGGGAGACUCGGCCACCUUCAGACUGAGGCUACGUGAUGACACUGAGGAGGCCGGUGAGUGGACCAGAGACGACGUCACACUAACUCAUUCCGACAAAACACAGAUCUCUAUCAAUGGAAAGGGCCGUCAGCUGACUGUCACAGAUGUCCAUCCUCCUGACACAGGGGAAUAUGCUUACAGAGUGGGGGAGGAAAUGACAUCAGCCCACCUGUCAAUAAAUGAAGCAUAUUGCUUCGGUUCUGUUCUACACCCUCCUCCACCACCGAUCAUACCAAUAUGACCUGCGAGGCAACAAAAUGAAGAUCAUGACAGAAGAAUAUUUUCCUGCAACUCGGGACACAAGUGUUGGCUUCCAUUGUCUAUUGCUAAUCACCUAUCAGCGCCAAUCAUCUGUUGGCUUCCUUUGUAAGCUUCUACCUUCUGUUGGCUUCCCUUGUUAGU